This is a messenger RNA of Cygnus atratus (black swan), 3411 nucleotides long. RefSeq names its product tetratricopeptide repeat domain 7B (gene TTC7B). Lineage: Eukaryota; Metazoa; Chordata; Aves; Anseriformes; Anatidae. The record is from RefSeq and is a predicted model, not a curated record. Gene Ontology annotation, biological process: phosphatidylinositol phosphate biosynthetic process; protein localization to plasma membrane. The coding region runs from base 38 to 2641 and encodes 867 amino acids. Gene Ontology annotation, molecular function: protein binding. Gene Ontology annotation, cellular component: plasma membrane. The transcript has 21 exons.
CCGGCCCCUUCCCCCGGCGGGGCCCAUCGGCCCGGCCAUGGCCACCAAGAAGGCGGGCUCGCGGCUGGAGACGGAGAUCGAGCGGUGCCGCUCCGAGUGCCAGUGGGAGCGGAUCCCCGAGCUCGUCAAGCAGCUCUCGGCCAAGCUCAUCGCUAACGGAUCUUGGUUCAUUCAGUUCACAGAACAGACCAACCUCUGGAGACAGAGCAAUAAAUCUAAAGGCCAGAAAGAUGACAUGGCAGAACUUCUCCUCGGAGAGUCCAAACUAGAACAAUUUUUGAAGGAAAACGCUCUUAAACAGAACAGCAGCCCACGGGGCCCCAGGCCAAAGCUGACUGAGGUCAGGAAACAUCUCACGGCAGCACUUGAUAGAGGAAACCUAAAGCCAGAAUUCUUACAAGAAGCUAACCUGAUUAUGGCCAAGCUAAACUAUGUGGAAGGUGAUUACAAAGAAGCUCUGAAUACAUACGCCAGAGUUGGAGUUGAUGAUUUGCAGCUAGCUGCAGUGCCGCCAUAUAGGUUACGGAUGAUUGCUGAAGCAUAUUCUACUAAAGGUCUCUGUCUUGAGAAGUUGCCAAUUUCUUCUUCAGCUAGCAACCUCCAUGUGGACCGUGAACAAGAAAUUGUUACGUGCUAUGAGAAGGCUGGGGAUAUUGCUCUUCUGUACCUUCAGGAGAUAGAAAGGGUGAUUAAUACGAAUAUACAAAACAGAAGCCCUAAACCAGGACCCACUACACAUGAACAAGAACUUGGUUUUUUCUUGGAAACAGGAUUACAAAGAGCACAUGUUUUAUAUUUCAAGAAUGGGAACUUGACAAGAGGAGUUGGUAGAUUUAGAGAGUUACUAAGAGCUGUUGAAACAAGAACUACGCAAAAUCUGCGAAUGACGAUAGCAAGACAACUGGCUGAAAUUUUGUUACGAGGCAUGUGUGAACAGAGUUAUUGGAAUCCACUGGAAGAUCCCCCUCACCAAUCACCGCUAGAUGAUCCACUUCGGAAAGGUUCAAACACAAAAAAUUACGCACUCAGUAGAAGACCGCGGGUAUACACUGGAGAAAACAUCUUUUGUCCUCAAGAAAAUACAGAAGAAGCCUUACUGUUGCUGCUUAUUAGUGAGUCUAUGGCUAACCGUGAUGCCGUAUUGAGCAGAAUACCAGAACACAAAAAUGAUCGUAUCAUCAGUUUGCAAAGUGCAUCUGUAGUAUAUGAUUUACUUACUAUAGCCUUGGGAAGAAGAGGCCAAUAUGAAAUGCUCUCAGAGUGUUUAGAAAGAGCCAUGAAGUUUGCGUUUGAAGAAUUCCAUCUCUGGUAUCAAUUUGCAUUGUCCUUGAUGGCAGCAGGAAAAUCUGCUCGAGCUGUUAAAGUCUUGAAGGAAUGUAUACGUUUGAAACCAGAUGAUGCAACUAUUCCACUCCUUGCUGCAAAGCUCUGUAUGGGAUCUCUCCACUGGUUGGAAGAAGCAGAAAGAUUUGCCAAAACAGUUGUUGAUCUUGGAGACAAAACGUCUGAGUUCAAAGCAAAAGGCUACUUGGCACUGGGAUUGACUUAUAGUCUGCAGGCUACUGAUGCAUCUUUGCGAGGGAUGCAAGAGGUCUUACAGAGAAAGGCUCUUCUUGCAUUUCAGAGGGCUCACAGUUUGUCUCCAACAGAUCAUCUGGCAGCUUUUUACUUGGCACUGCAGCUUGCCAUAUCCAGACAGAUACCAGAAGCUUUGGGUUAUGUUCGUCAGGCUCUACAGCUACAAGGAGAUGAUGCCAACUCUCUUCAUCUCCUUGCGCUCUUGCUAUCAGCCCAGAAACACUAUCAUGAUGCUUUGAAUAUCAUUGAUAUGGCCUUGAGUGAAUAUCCAGAAAAUUUUAUAUUACUGUUUACAAAAGUCAAAUUGGAAUCCUUGUGCAGAGGCCCAGAUGAAGCACUCCUUACUUGUAAACACAUGCUACAGAUCUGGAAGUCCUGCUAUAAUCUCACUAACCCAAGUGAUUCUGGACGUGGGAGCAGCCUGUUAGACAGAGCUAUUGCUGAUAGACGACAGCUUAAUACAAUUACAUUACCAGAUUUCAGUGAUCCUGAAACAGGUUCAGUCCAUGCGACAUCAAUAGCAGCUUCUAGAGUAGAGCAAGCACUGUCUGAAGUUGCUUCAUCUCUGCAAAGCAGUGCCCCUAAACAAGGUCCCCUACAUCCUUGGAUGACUCUAGCUCAAAUAUGGCUUCAUGCAGCUGAAGUGUACAUAGGGAUUGGGAAGCCUGCUGAGGCCACAGCGUGUACCCAGGAAGCAGCUAAUCUCUUUCCGAUGUCACACUAUGUUCUCUACAUGAGAGGUCAGGUGGCUGAACUUCGUGGAAAUAUUGAUGAAGCCAAACGCUGGUAUGAAGAGGCCUUAUCUAUUAGUCCUACACAUGUGAAAAGCAUGCAGAGGCUGGCUCUGAUUCUUUACCAGCUCGGGCGCUACAGCUUGGCCGAGAAGAUUCUCAGAGACGCCGUGCAAGUGAACUCCACAGCCCACGAGGUCUGGAAUGGCCUGGGGGAGGUGCUGCAGGCCCAAGGCAAUGAUGAUGCCGCAACUGAAUGCUUCCUGACGGCACUGGAGCUUGAAGCUAGCAGUCCCGUUGUCCCUUUUACCAUCAUUCCCAGGGUUCUUUGAGAGGGUAUCUUGACCAGCUUACCUUGGUCUGACUUGUGGGUGAGGAAACCCAGUGUUUCAGGCUGCCUGGUAACUGGUUAGUUUGAAAAACUUUAGCGCUCCAGUCUUUUGCAGGGAAGUGGCCAAAACAGAGACAUGAUGCAUUAUCUUGGUAGACUGAGAGGACAAAACGGCUAACCAGAGCCAAAUCACUCAUAUCGCCUAUGUUUUUGCCCUGGUAGUUUUGAAACUUCGUUAUAUUGUUCAUGGAUGAUGUGCCAUAUUUUGUUAGUGAUACUUGAGUGUUACAUAAAAUUAUAAUGGAAUCAACACCAAACGUAGAAUAAUAUAUUCAAGUUAAAAUUCAGUGGCAGAGCAGACUAUUUUUAACAAGGCUGUUAUGAAAACUGUCCUCUUCCUGCCUCUCAACCUCUUUUGGCCCAAAGUCAAAAUGUGAAUUUUCUGUUUCCAUCUCUAUUUUAGUCCAGGCCAGAAAAUCAGUUGAGUUCUUGUUUUUAGUUGUUAAUAACUGUGAUGUGUGGCUAACUGUUAUCUCUAUUUAGAGCAAAGGCUGAGUACAAGAAUAUUUAUAUUUUACCAAUGUAUGCCUGUUACAGAAAAUAUAUUAGUUAUUUAAGUUUAACUUUUUUAUGUGAAUUCAGAGUUUAUUUAUCAAUGGAAAUAUGUAAAAAGAAGCCUCAAAUGGAGUAUUUACCAACAUUCCUUAUACAUGACCCACACUUGGCUAAAUGGGAAGAUUAUGUUAAUAAUAAAAUGAUUUUUAAAUGGAA